AUGUCCAAGAUUGGAGGGACAACUACAUACCCUGGUGGUGAGCUUUGGGUCCCAAACAACCAUCCUCGCCAAGCUGCCAGAGUCGUUAAUUCUUACGAAAAUGCGUUUCAGUAUCUGGAAGCCAUCAUCGAUGAUGUUGGACCUACAUCCUCUUGUACAAGGAAGGAGGCAUUCUUAAAGGCAGGACCUACUAUGCCAGGAGCCCUUGUCAUUGAGCGAGCUAUUGAGCCAAAGAUAUUCGACGAGAAGAAACUGGGUGUCUGGAGGAAACGCCCGAAUAGGCCCCCUGGAAGAGCAAGACCGCCUCUCUAUACAAGUGAAGGCAGCAAGGCACUUCUCUCCGUGGCAACAUGGGGUGGUAAUUUCCAACUACUUCGCAUAAUAGCAAGAUGGAUCGGGCGAAAGUUGCUCGUCAUUAGUAUCCGGCGUGUCAUUAGUCUAAGAACAGGAAUGGCGUUGGUUAGACUUCUCAGGAAUUCUAACACCAACACCUCAGACGGUGCAGUGCUAGAGCAGUCUGGUAGAGAGCUGAUUAUACGCACAAGGAAGAGUGUAAUACUUGCUGUAGGUGGCUUUGCGUACAACAAAGACAUGCGUGCCACAUACCAGCCGUUUUUCCAAGCGUCGAAUGAACCGGCCUACGGGUUUUUCAUCUUGUUUGGAAGAGCCAGGCCGCAUUUAAUCAUCGUCGACUCGAGCGUCGAGCGUUUCAUGAACGAAGCACAAAGCUAUAUUUACGCUGCUAUCCCUGUUUGGAUAAUCGUCGACUCGCAAUUCAUAAGAGAAAGGGCUAUCGACACGGGUUUUCUUUUUGAAGGGAGGACUAUCUUAGAACUAGCACAAAUUGUUGGUGUGAACGUCCCAGGACUCAAUGCGACCAUUCUACGGUUCAACCAGAUGGCGCGACAUGGGAAAGACCUAGACCAUAAUCGAGGCGGUAAUGCUUAUGACCGACAGUUUGGAGAUCCGCUCUGCAAGCCAAUUCCCAACCUGGGCACGAUCGAGAGUGCACCAUUUUUUGCGCUCAAGAUCUUUCCUGGUGAUCUAGGCACGAAAGGCGGACUUUACGCUGCGGGCAAUUCCUCUUCUUCUGUCAUUGGUAGGACUUAUGCGGGCGUAGCCUCAACUCUCGCACUGGCUAUGACAUUUGCUUUCCUGGCAGCCGAGCACAUGUCUGGCGCUAAUCAGGCUUAA
This is a messenger RNA of Pseudovirgaria hyperparasitica, 1194 nucleotides long. RefSeq names its product succinate dehydrogenase/fumarate reductase flavo protein. The record is from RefSeq and is a predicted model, not a curated record. NCBI's taxonomy places the organism in Eukaryota, Fungi, Ascomycota, Dothideomycetes, Acrospermales, Acrospermaceae. Bases 1 to 1194 code for a protein of 397 amino acids. The transcript is spliced from 7 exons.